AUGAGAAAUUCCUCGUCCUGGAAUCCCUUUCAAAUUUCUCGAGGCCGAAUCCGACUGGCGAAAGAAGAGCCCAGAGCGCUCUCCUCUCUACCAAUCUGUGACAUGCACAGCCACACUCAACGAGGCCUGCGCGACCAUCGUCACGAGAAGAGCGCGGACAGUCUGCGGCUCCGGCUUCCUGCUCCACCACCACCACCACCUCCUCCUCCUCCUCCUCGACGGUCCUCGAGGGAACGAGAGAAGGUGAGAGAUGAUUCUAGAAUCCCAAGGACGAUUUCAAGAGGCCACAGGCUGUCGAAGACAAGGCAUGGCCGUGCCAGCUCAGCCGGAUGGGAGCCUUCACUUCCAAGGCCCCCGCCAUGUCGACAGGUCACAAGCCCAUCGUCUGACGUUGCCGGCGACGGUCGACCAUGGACUCCGACAGCGGAAAAGUGUCGACGCCUCCUCCUUCGUCGGCAGCAGGAGUCGUCGACGCUGGACGGACCGACAGGUCCUGGAUCGAUCGACGGGGAGAACGAACCGGGACGUGCGGUCACGGCAAGCAGAUGCCUUUCUGCCAAAGGUCAUCGCUCCGCUGCCAAAGGACUUCCGCACAAUCGUGCGGAGGCCUGCGCACUGUUUCUUCCCGGAUAUAGUGAAGGAAAAGUUUCCAAUGGUGCCCUUGGUCCUACCUUAAACCAAAUGUAA
Messenger RNA from Marchantia polymorpha subsp. ruderalis, 687 nucleotides. The record is from the annotation of a GenBank genome assembly. Lineage: Eukaryota; Viridiplantae; Streptophyta; Marchantiopsida; Marchantiales; Marchantiaceae.